AUGUUGUGCAAUAUCUACUGCGACUGACUAGAGAGCUGUAUUGGCUUAGUUGCAAAAACGAAUAUAUGUAUACAAUGAUUUCUCAUGGUACCAAAAUAAGUAUUUCAGUUACUGUGCAUGUGUAUACACACACCGAGUAUAUACCUGCGUGCGAUAAUUUUUAUUUUUAUACAUAAUCUGAAAUAUUAAUUAUCUCAAAUAAUUAAAGAGUAAUAUAAUCGAAACUUCUAUGCUUGUCCUAAACCCCAAUUUCUUUAAUCUAAGCUGUCAACAUACAUCAGCAGAAACAGUUAGAUUAAAUAGAGUUUUUGCGUUGCAAUAGCAAUGUCUUUAAAUGGAACCGAUACACGGAGUAGGGUCAUAAUAAUUGAGAAUACUCGUGCGAUAUAAUCCUAGCACACAGUAGUUUGUGGACAGUUAUAGAAGCGACUACAAUACAAUGGCUUGGUUGCAAGUCUUACUUUGUUAUGUUCUGUCCACCAUAAUAAUUGUUACUGCACAAUACAGGGAUGAUCCCGAAUAUAAUGAUUUUGAUUUCUAUGAAGAUCUAUCAGCGGAUUCGGGAGGUUCUGAUAAAAAAUAUAGCAGCGCUGCUCAAGAAGAUUUUUAUAUCACAAAGGUUUUCGAUGAUACGGAAAAUUGGCACGACACAAAUUAUCCCGAUUCGAAUCUCCCUGCCUUCGGGAAUAAUGUUGAUUCCUUUAAGAAGAAAGAUCUGUUCAAAAACAAGCAAUUUGGUUGGUACAAAUUACCCGAAAAAGUUUACAGAUACACUAAGCAUCGAAUUCCCGGAUACGAUUACGACGAAUUUGAUUAUACACGUUCCAAAUUUUUUCAUGAAUGCGACGACAAAUCGGUCUGGACGCAUUGCCUUUGUCAAUUCACGUGUUUGAAGCGAGACGUAGUAGAUUGUUACACACCGUGCAAAAGCGGAUGCGAGUGCAAGGAAGAAUACGUUUUCGACGAGAAAACUCAAAAAUGUCUAUUACCCGAGCAAUGUUCGUCAGAAGACAAUUAUAAUUACCAAAUAUAAUCGUAAAAUAUAUUGUAUAUCGAUACAUAAUAUUUACGAUAUUUUUUCAAUGAGCUUCGUUAAGUUACUUUUUUUGCGACAUGAAAAGUAUAAUUAAUUAUAUUAUAAUUAUUAUUAAAAUGUGCCGAAUAAUUUACUGUGUAUUACAAAUAAAGAGAGUUAUAAUCGAGAAAA
Formica exsecta is the source of this 1207-nucleotide messenger RNA. RefSeq lists its product as uncharacterized. The coding region runs from base 440 to 1033 and encodes 197 amino acids. The record is from RefSeq and is a predicted model, not a curated record. The transcript has 2 exons. NCBI's taxonomy places the organism in Eukaryota, Metazoa, Arthropoda, Insecta, Hymenoptera, Formicidae.